Spirometra erinaceieuropaei is the source of this 1059-nucleotide messenger RNA. The record is from the annotation of a GenBank genome assembly. Lineage: Eukaryota; Metazoa; Platyhelminthes; Cestoda; Diphyllobothriidea; Diphyllobothriidae.
AUGGAAAAUCCAAAAUUAUUCUACAGCUACAUAAGAAGCAGCACACGAAACAGAGAUCCAAUCCCCCUCCUGAAGACAAGCGGAGACGUAGAGAUUAGUGAGGAUGGAGAAGAAGCUGAGCACUUUUCACAAUUUUUCAAAUCCAUCUUUACUAGUGAAAGUCCAUUUACUCCUCCCGACUACGACUUUGAUGAGGGUCCGAAAAUUGAGUCUGCAUCUUUUGCUGAAUCGACGGUUCGCAAAGAGCUAAUGACGCUAAAUGAGUCGAAAUCAUCAGGUCCAGACGACAUACCGCCUAAGUUACUGAAGGAGCUCGCUGCCGAACUAGCCAAAACAUUAUCCAUGCUUUUCCAAGCCUCGUUCGAAGCCGGCUGCUUGCCCGCCGACUGGAAAUCUGCGCGGAUCAAACCACUGCAUAAAGGAGGCAGCAAGGCCUCUGCAAACAAUUAUAGACCAAUUAGCCUCACCUCUAUCUGUUGCAAACUCAUGGAAAAAAUAAUCAAGCGAGACCUGAUGCGCUUCCUACAGCAGCAUAAUUUAUUAUCUGAUGCGCAGCAUGGGUUUCGUAGUGGCAGGUCUUGCGUGACUAACUUGCUCAACUGUUUGGAACGUUGGACUCGGUCAGUUGAUGAAGGCAAUGCGCUGCAUGUAGUCUAUAUCGACUUUAAAAAGGCAUUUGAUAGUGUCCCACAUCAGCGACUCCUGCACAAACUGAGCCGAACAAACGUUAGGGGUAACCUCUUAAAAUGGAUUCAAAGCUUCCUAUUAGACCGUUGUCAAACUGUCCAUGUCGGUGGCCAGAAGUCGACGGAGGUUGCCGUUGCAAGCGGUGUUCCCCAAGGCUCAGUUCUUGGUCCUACUUUGUUCAUCAUUUACGUCAACGAUUGCGUGAGUGGACUGGAUUGUGGUGUCGCCAUGUUUGCGGAUGACAUUAAGCUCUGGAGCGUCAUUCGAACUGCAGAUGACGAAGAGCAUCUGCAGGCGAACCUAAACCGACUUCAACAGUGGUCAAAGGCCUGGCUUCUGCCGUUCAACGAGAAAAAGUGUAAUAUUCUAUGA